AGCGGAAGUCCGUGAAAGGCCGGAAGCGGAAGUAGAAAGGAGGAGGGGAAAAGAAGCCGGGCCUCUGAGUUGAUUGAGCAGCGGCAGCAGCCGCCAUUUUUCUUCCUUGAGAGCCGCCGUCGUUGUCGUUCGCCAUGCCGAGAGGGAGCAGGAGCAGGACGUCCCGGAUGGCGCCGCCCGCCAGCCGUGCGCCACCAAUGAGGUCUGCUCCGCCAGCAGCUGCGCACGCCCCUGUUCCAGCGCACGCCCCUGCUUCAGCAGUGGCUUCUCCUGCCCCCAGGCAGCCUGGCCUGAUGGCCCAGAUGGCCACCACUGCUGCAGGCGUGGCCGUGGGCUCCGCUGUGGGGCACACUCUCGGGCAUGCCAUGACCGGGGGGUUAGGGGGAGGAAGCUCUGAAGCUGCAAGGCCCGACAUCACUUAUCAGGAGCCUCAGACAGCCCAGCCUGCCACACAGCAGGGUCAGUUCGCACCUUGCCAGUAUGAGAUGAAGCAGUUCCUGGAGUGCGCCCAGAACCAGUCCGACCUGAAGCUGUGCGAGGGGUUCAGCGAGGUGCUGAAGCAGUGCCGGUUUGCAAAUGGUUUAGCCUAACUAAGCUCUGCAGGACGAAGUCCAUCCCCAUUACUGAAAGAUGCAUCGCUAGUAAAAACUUUUUCUCCAACCUCUUAAAAGCUGCCUGAGAGUUUCUUUACUUGUGGCCACUUGCCCAUCUCCCGAGGAAGGAACCCUGGAGUGCUUUUCACCGCAGGAAGGGAUGCUUGUGGGGGCGUCUGUUGUGUGAGGAAAGAUGAGAUGGGCACAGGAUGUUAGGACUGUGAUCAUCAUCUUAACGCUUGUGUGUACCAAUGUGAGCCUCUGAAUAAAAGUUGAUUGCUCCCUAGAAAA
Molecule: messenger RNA, 884 nt
Organism: Rhineura floridana
Lineage: Eukaryota; Metazoa; Chordata; Lepidosauria; Squamata; Rhineuridae
Gene: CHCHD2
Product: coiled-coil-helix-coiled-coil-helix domain containing 2
Exons: 4
Coding region: 135-590 (151 amino acids)
Biological process (GO): positive regulation of transcription by RNA polymerase II; mitochondrion organization
Cellular component (GO): mitochondrion; nucleus
Molecular function (GO): sequence-specific DNA binding
Source: RefSeq, a predicted model, not a curated record